Messenger RNA from Parnassius apollo (apollo), 2985 nucleotides. Lineage: Eukaryota; Metazoa; Arthropoda; Insecta; Lepidoptera; Papilionidae. The record is from the annotation of a GenBank genome assembly.
AUGAAACAGAUUGCACAGUGGAUUUUGGUGGUACAUGUGGUUGAAUUCUUAGAAGCAUAUUGCACGCCAAGAGAUACAGCGCGACGCUCACCGCAACGCAGCCGACGCUCGCGGGAGCCGCGUCGCUCGCCCGACACUACCCAAUGGCGGUACGAAUCCCGGCGACAGCCAUACGACUUUGAAUCGUCCCGGAGACCGUACGACUACGGCUCGGGCCGCAGGCAAUACAGGGAGUUUGACGACGACUCAGCAAGGCGACCCGCUUACGACGCGGAGUCGGCGCGACGCCGUGCGGAUUACGAGUCGGCCAGGCGAACGGAUUUCCAUUUGUCCACACCUGGGGUGUCUCGACGUAGCCCUGAAAGUGCUCCUGAAGGAUCGGCAGAUUCGCCGCCAGAGCCAGCACCCUCCGCUCCGCUGAGGCAAGAGAGACAGUCAAGGCAUCGGUCGCAACCUUAUUACGAAUCCGAAUCGUCCUCCGGCGAUCCAUCCUCAUCAACAGACGGAGAAGAAGAGGAAUUCGGAGAUUUCGAUCCAUUUGCCACCGCGCCGUCUUUGCAUUCCCCAGACAGCGGUCGAUCAGACCCGCGAUACGCGAACGCGCCGCGCAGGAAUCCCAGCCCGUAUUAUUACGGAGAUCUUUUCAAAACAGCCCCUCCUCCCCCGGCCCCAUCGGCGCCCACCACGACCGCGUCAUCGCGAGGAUCUCGUUACAGGAAGUCGGCCAGCUUAGACGCACCGCACGUGGCUCCUCGGCCCAAUUUGCCCAAGCGGUUUUCCGUCGCCGAGGAUGGGUUCCGUGAGCUAGAGCGCUCGUCGUCUUCGUCCGGGGAGAGCGCGUGGAUGCCACCGCGGCGGCGCGGGCGUGACGCGGCCGGCUGCAUUUGCGCCGCGUCCGAAAAUGUAGACGAGCACUCGGCCUCACGAAGUGUGUUCUACGUGCCAGCGCCUCUGCCACGCUGGCCUCAAGAGAUGACAACCCGACAGAUAUAUGAGACGGCUUUCGACUGCAAAGUAGCACGCUCCGACGAUGACCUGGACGAUUUCGAUCGCGUUAGCAAUCACCCGGCUCUAUUGCAGGCCGAGGAACGUAAAGUUAUCUCAUCCGCAUCGUCUGCUUUCGAAGCGGUCGAGCGGAGUGAACCAGACUAUAAAGGUAGACGUAAGGUGACCAUGAAAACUGACAGUGUUCGUCGGUCCAAGAUACCCACAAUACGUCAGAAAAAAGAGAAUGAGAACAAUGCGAGUGUUUUGUCUGAGGAAUUAGAAAAAGUGCAUAUUGAAGAAGAGGGUCGAAAUGCGUCAACUUCUCAAUUACCCUUACGUGGGUACACGCCUUCACCCCCAUCGACGGCUCCGUUGCCGACAAAAUUUCAACAAAAAGACGGGUCUGCAAUGAACAGUAUAAAGAGUGCACCUAAUUUGCCUCAAUCUCAACUCGCGCAUCCAAGACUUAAGGAUUUGAGGUUGCCCGUAAAGUCGUUACGAGCGCGUGAUACCCCGACGAGUAGUGAUGCUAGCAUAGCCGAUGUUAAAGGAUCAGUAUCAACAGAGCUGGAUAUUGGGCAGCGAUUGAGGGAUUCCAGCCGCGAAUCACAAGAGGAUGAUGAUGACAGGGCACAAUCAAAAGACGGUAUUUUUUUAGAGAUUAAGGGUCGACCCACUUCCGAUUCCGACAGAACAAAAUUGAAUCGGUACUCAGGGCCAAAGGGGGUCGGCCCUAUAAUGGAGUUUAAAGGAAGGCCAUCAGUAGCCCGACCGCGUAGGAAAUAUUCCAGUACAGAGAGCAUGGCUACAAGCAGUAGUGGAGGUAGUAUGGAAUCGUUGCGAAGCAGUAACAGCGAGGGCGACCGGAGUAGUAGUAGUUCUGAAAGCCGACAUUCAUCCUCCCUUAGUUCUCAUAGCUCAGAUUCGGGAAACGUCCCGUUCACUAAAUCCUUACAUCACAUGCAGUUGUCGGGGUUUGGACAUCAUCCGACUAAAUUACACAUUCUUAGUCCUAUAUCGGACAAAUCUUCACAAGAACCAGGGUCAGAAACAUCUGACAAUAACAAAAACAAUAACUCGCAGAAAGUGUCACCUGAGGAUGUAGAGACAGGGAACGCAACUGUACAAACUACCGUUGAAAUAGUUCCUAAAGUAAAACGUCGUGCGCUACAAAAUAAGAACUUACUCAACCUCUCGUUUCGGCAUUCUGUGACCGGAGACACCGAAAUACAAGGUUCCGACAGUGGUAUAUCGAUUCAUUCAAGAGAAGGAGUUGAUUCACGUAAUGCUUUCAUCAACUUCAAAAACAGUAGCAGCGUUGAAGAAGAGAAAAAAAUUGAUGAUGUAGAUUUAUCGGACCUUCCUUUUGACAUGCCUAAACUUAGACGACGCAGAGCAGAGGCUGAAAUCGACCUGCGAACUUUACCGUUCGACAUGCCGAAGCUGCGUCGAAAAUUGCGCGGCCAAUCUUUGCAACUGAACAACGACUUUGGUGAAGCCAUCUCUAACGCUUCUUCCAGCCAAAGCGUACAAGAUUUAAACCAAGGCGAUAAACAUAGACCAAAACUGACGUUAAACUUUGAAAGUGGCAGUGGCGGUUCGAGUAGCGCGAAGGGCUUGCACUUGAAUUUGGGGCCAAUCGCCCCGCCACGAGACCUGAUCGAUGCAUCGUUGCCACUCGACCGACAGGGGUGGUAUCACGGCACGUUGUCGCGUGUGGAAGCUGAAAGCCUGCUGAGGGAUGCCAAUGAAGGGGCCUUUCUUGUCAGAAACAGUGAAUCUGCCAAGCAUGACUACUCGCUGAGUUUAAAAUCUACCCGUGGGUUUAUGCACAUGCGUAUUUGCCGCGGUGGGGAGGGCUACACCCUGGGUGGUGCAAGUACAGCGUUCCCGACGGUGCCAGCGCUGAUGCGUCACUACGUCACCGCGCAACGGCUUCCUGUACGCGGCGCCGAACACAUGGCCUUAUCUACCCCUCUACCUGCAGUUCUCCUGUAA